Molecule: messenger RNA, 2114 nt
Organism: Suillus discolor
Lineage: Eukaryota; Fungi; Basidiomycota; Agaricomycetes; Boletales; Suillaceae
Product: kinase-like protein
Exons: 7
Coding region: 49-2058 (669 amino acids)
Biological process (GO): protein phosphorylation; mitotic DNA damage checkpoint signaling
Cellular component (GO): nucleus
Molecular function (GO): ATP binding; protein serine/threonine kinase activity
Source: RefSeq, a predicted model, not a curated record
CACGACACCUGAACAAGCUGGCCAUUACUCACAUCGGCCAGACGCGCCAUGGCCACCAUGCUACUCUCUCAGCAUUCAUCUAAUCCUCUUGAAGUCGGUUCUUCUGAUAUUCGUAACAAAGCUUACCACGAGGAAUAUGUCUCGGCACGGAAUACAAACGGUGCUUUCAAGCCCCACCUCCGAGGACGCCCAGAUAUGGUCGAGUAUCACAAUCAUCUUGCACACCUUUAUUCAAAACAAGGCGUUGUGCCCUCCACUAUCAAGCGAAGGCGGCCAAGUCACCCAGACGAGCUGCCGGUCGUAGAUCUCGACGAGAGCAUGGAAAGCGCUGACGAUAUGAAUUUUGAAGCACCGCAUGAUAUGGGCAAUCUUGACGACGACGACGAAGACCCUGAUGAAGACGCCGACGCAGAUGGUGAAACGGACGAAGAGAAGACGUUGUACCUCAAACCACCAGAAGAACAACAAGAAAUCCAACUAGAAAUUGCCAAUCUCAACAACGCUGUUCCGUCGUUAUCAGAAGACUAUACCAUCGUCGAUCGCCUUGGCACAGGGACAUUCUCCUCCGUAUACAAGGCCAUAGAUUUGGCCUACCAUUAUAAAUGGGACAACACUGCGUGGCAUGGCUACCAUCCUCCCACAUCCUCCGCACAUCACCAAUCAGCCCCUUAUUCCCCCGGUACCAAAGUCUUUGUCGCCAUAAAACGAAUAUAUGUCACAAGCAAUCCAGAGCGAAUACGAAACGAGAUCUCGAUCAUGGAAGAUUGCAGGGGAUGCCGUCAUACUUCUCAGCUUAUCACCGCGUUCCGACACCAAGAUCAGGUGGUCGCUAUCAUGCCAUAUACCCGCAACGAAGAUUUUCGAGAAUUCUACAAAGACUUGUCUAUGGCUGGUAUCAAAGCAUACUUUCGAUGUAUGUUCCGUGCGUUACGUGAUAUUCAUGCCAGAGGUAUCAUACAUCGGGACGUUAAACCUGCCAACUUUCUGUAUGAUCCUCGAACAGGCAUAGGUGCCUUGUGCGACUUUGGCCUCGCAAGUAGAAUGGAUGGAUCCACGCCGGCGCACGGAGCAUGCUUGCAUACCUCUGCCACGCGGGAGCAUCCUCAUGGAAAAAUAAGAGGUCGGAAUGACUAUGAUGUUGAUCUCCUGAAGAAGAUGCAGAGGGAAGCCCGACAGAAAAGUUCAUGGUCAAGCGAUCGUGUUGGCUAUCCCGACAAGGAUACGAGAGCCCCAUCAAAAGCAAACAGGGCAGGCACGAGAGGCUUCCGGGCCCCCGAAGUCCUUCUAAAGUGCAGCCAGCAAACCGGUGCCAUUGAUGUUUGGUCAGCUGGCAUGAUCCUUCUCUUCUUCCUGGCGGGAAAAUUCCCUCUUCUGCAGUCCAGUGAUGAUAUAGAAGCUCUCAUGGAAAUAGCUACCAUUAUCGGACGACAGAAAAUGGAGAAAACUGCGAUCCUGCAUAGUCGGACAUUUGCGACAAAUGUGCCUUCAAUAUCGCAAGAGGGCAUAAGUUGGCGCGAGUUCGUUGAAAAACAAAAUCCUAACAUAUUCAAACCUCGUACGCCAGAUCCUCGAUAUUAUCCAUACAAUGACCACGAGACACAUUCUCCUGGAGGACUCAACCAUCCGCCGCCGUCAUCUUCUCCAUCAUACAGCUACGGACAGACCAGAUUUUCUCGGUCACGCUCCACUACCCCCACGCGUGCCAAUAUACCAGCACCCCCGACAGCUGAAUCGCACCGAAUUGAGGUCGAAGCUGCACUUUCUCUUCUAGCGGAGGUAAUGCAUCCCGAGUCAACACGACGCAUUACUCCGCGGGGAGCACUAUACCACCCAUUCCUGGCGGAUCCAUCGGAGCCCGAGGAUGAUGACCUGUUCCCACACCCGUUUGGCGAUGGCGUAUGUGGGAAGUGGCAUUACGUGGAUGAAAGAACAGAUGAGCAGUAUGUAAUUAUUUUAGAUGACGAGGAACAAAAGGGGAGGCGAGUGAUAUCUGGAGAAGGUAUAGCCAUAGGGAGGUGGCCUUGUGAGUUUCAUAGGCACGCGUGUUACGAGGAGUAAAAAGAAGAAGAUGUAAAAUAAUUUGUGAUUUUAUUAACAGCAAAAAAAAUGACCAC